Molecule: messenger RNA, 1567 nt
Organism: Dichomitus squalens LYAD-421 SS1
Lineage: Eukaryota; Fungi; Basidiomycota; Agaricomycetes; Polyporales; Polyporaceae
Exons: 7
Source: RefSeq, a predicted model, not a curated record
AUGGGUCUUCCAUCAGUGCACGACCUUCGUAUGGGGACCUCACAAAUGCCGACUAGACCCGUCUCGAAGUCGCCCAACCUAGUCCAAGCGAGCGUGUCCACUCGCGAGAUCGCCUCCGACGAUGAGGCGACUUCGGAAGAGUCGGAUGGACGUUUGGACGGUCACGUCGACAGCGACGGAGCGCAUUCGGAGUCGGGCGACGACGUAGUCCUCGAUGUCGAACCUGGCCAGCUAGCCAAGAUGCUCCGCGAGGAGGCACCUGUCUGGGCUGAGAAGAAGUCAGACAAGGGGAAAGGAAAGGCCAUCGACAGCGCAACGGCCCAGCUUGCUGCAAGGACCCCCGUGCCUCGGACUGGCAAUGGUAAAUAUACUAACCAGAAGUUUCAGCUCGCAGCUGUUGACCUCGACAACUCGGGUCCAUCAGACUCUGAGCUUGCGCCCGACGAGGAGGAGGUGGAAGCUCAGGAGCUCCCUGCGGAGCAUUACACAGUCCAUGUCGACGACGACGACGACGUGGCGAUGGAAGAAGCCACUGGCGCCUUCCCUGGUCCUGGGAAGACCAAGGCGAACAAGACACGUUCCACCCGUGGUCCCAAGGCGCAGCAGCUCCUUGUCGAACAACCCGCCUGGAAGGACAUCAUCCUUGCCGCGCUCGCCCAGUCACCCGGGUCUGGGUCCGAGACCUCGUCAAUUGUGUUGCCUCAAAACUGGGACUUCACUGCAUUCGCGGAGGCAGUCCACGCCCAUGUAUUGGGGCAAGUAUUUCAGCCCCCCGCCCUCCACAUCACUACCACGUCCACUCCUUCCAUUCCCUCACAUCUCCGCGUCACUGGCAAGACUCCCCCGGUCGCUUCGUCGUCGCGUGACAAGGAGACGAAGACGCACACUCCCUCUUCCCCUCCUCCGAGCGACCAUGACAGUGGUGACGAAUCUCUCCCCGAUGUGGCCACACCGGCCCCUGAGCACGCACCCUCUUUCGCCAAGGUGCCACCUGCCGAGGGAGGCCCGCGUGCGGCCGAAGACUACGCUAUUGUCCCCCCGACGCAACCGGGAGGGAUACUGCAAUUAAUGACUCAAGACGAAGAUAUUCGCGCCACGGUGAGGCAGGCCAUUGUGGACCUUGAUGUCUGGCUGUCGUUCCAUAACAGCUUCCCCGACGCUUUGACACGCUCCCGAGAGAUUGCAAACCUCUUGGCACAGGCCGCUCACUCUCUCGGACUUCCCGGCCUUCAGACACGCCUUCUCACAGACUCAGAUUUCACUCGUAGUCUUUCCGGGCUGGUCAAGCAGCGUAUGAGCACCUUCCGCGGCAACAUCAAGAAGCUCGCGGACUCCAACGUGGUCGCCUUCUUCGCUCUCACCCCGGUGCUCAUAACGUUCUACCAACAGGAAGAGAAGAAGAGUGUGACAUGGUCGGGUCCGAAUAAAGGACCCAUCGUGCGUCAUCUCCUGCACCACGCCUUCUGCAAUGGUCCCACCUCUAUUGCCGCCAAGAAUCCCGAUCUGUUUGACUCGUCUAUGACACAGAUGCCCCAAGCGAAGGAGAAGGAGAUGCCGAUGGCUAGUG